AUGGAUCAAACCAACCCCCAAAAUAACUCUGCUAAUAUCUAUGAUCCUGAGAAGUAGCCUUUAGUAGGAGGAGAAUGGCAUCACGAUGAAGCUAGACCAGAUUAUGUACCAGCUCCUGAUACAAUUCCAAAUCGUCAAAUUGCAAUGUCUUUGACAAAAGGCAUUUUAAAGAAGCUUAAUGAAGCUGGAUCUCUCUACGAAGGAGAAAGAAAUCUUAGAGGACUAAGACACGGUCAAGGAAAGUGUUCAUUCCUUGAUGGCUCAUAUUACAUUGGUUCAUGGGUCGAUGAUAAAAGGGAAGGCAAGGGAGAGUAUCACAGCCGCGAUGGUUUCAUCUAUAAUGGCGAUUGGGUGAAUGAUAUGAAGCACGGUGAAGGCUAACUCACAAAGUAAGAUUCUAAGGAAAUCCUUUAUUGCACUUUUAUCAAUGACAAGAGACACGGUUACGGUCAUAAAAUGAUUGAUGGGUCUAAGACUGAGGUUUUUUUCUACAAUGAUACUGAAGUUUCGCUCUAAGACUAAAAUCCUGAUUAUUUCCUCGGAUCAUUGGAAAAUCUGUUUUUACUUAUUGCCGCUUGUUUCGUGGCUUUCCUUGCUGAGUACUGCUACGAGUCAAAGGCCCUUUAUAUAUUGGCUGCUAUUUUUUAUAUCAUAGCUAUUAUUUGGUCUACCUUGAGCAUCAAAAAAUACUUUGCACAUGCUAUCUCUGGAGAAGAACUUGAUAAUCGCAUUAAUGAGUUUAGAGAAAAAGCUCCUGAGUUGACUAUGAACCUUGAAAAUUAUCACUAUAAUCAUAAAGGGAAUAGAUAGCAAACUUCAAUUUGCUAAGAAAAAUUGAUUAUCGGCGAAUACAUCGAUUAAUCCCCUAAUCCAGAUUCAAUCGCCUUUGUCAAGGAAACUAGAAUUACGAGAUUAGAUUUUAAAACUAAAGUUGAAUUUUCAGUUCCUGCAAACAAAUCAAAAGGAUGGCAAGAGGAAGAUUUUAGAAGAAAAAGCAAAAAAGAUACUCAUUGUGAUUUCAAACUUCUCAAAACUAUUAAGGACUGCCCUGAAAAUGCCAUAGUUUAUAAUGGAUCACUUCCCAUUUAUUGCAACCAAGUUGUUCACUUUAUCUUCUCUUUAUUUGCACUCUCAUGGCUCAUUAGAGUAAUCUUUGUAUUCAACUCUCAGAAAGUCAAAUACAAAUUCAAAAAGUAUAUUGUUAAAUGA
This is a messenger RNA of Stylonychia lemnae, 1209 nucleotides long. Lineage: Eukaryota; Ciliophora; Spirotrichea; Sporadotrichida; Oxytrichidae. The record is from the annotation of a GenBank genome assembly.